UGAGAGGUAGUGACUACACUGCGGUAAAAGUUGUUUCCACGUGGCAGGAACUUCCAAGACCAGUCUCCACUUCCGCAUUCCGCGCGUCCCUUGUAGCCACCGACUCGCUAUGAUUGACUCCAUCCAAAGCGGCUGCUAUGUGGCGCUCAUCUCUCUCAUGCUGGCGUCCAACUUCGUGAUCAUUCCCGUGCCCGUACAGCUCAUCACGUCGGCGUCCGCCAUCGUGUACAUCGGUUCGACGUUGUCACUCAAGCUGAAGCACGCGCGCGAAGCCAGCGGCGAGAAGAAUGAGGAGGUUAUGAAGGCUGAGGACGCAUACAUGUUCCCACUUCUAGGCUCUGGCGUGCUGCUGGGGCUUUACAUCCUCUUCAAGGUCUUCGAUAAGGACCUGGUGAACCUUCUGCUCACCUCGUACUUCGCUCUUAUCGGUGCCUACAGUCUCACGGAGGCCUUCAGUCCUCUGAUCUCGAGACUGCUUUUCAAUGGCAGCCCCAAGGUCUACAAGCACAACAUGAAGAUCCCGUUCUACGGCGUCUACAAGCUCGAGUUGUCCACGUCCUGGAUGCUUACCUUCGUUUUCGCUGCUGCCUUCGCUGCCGCCUGGUUCCAGACCAAGCACUACCUGCUCAACAACAUCUUCGGUAUCUCGUUGUCCAUCAAGGGCAUCGAGUCGCUGUCGCUCGGCAGCUUUAAGGUGGGCGCUAUCCUGCUCUGCGGCUUGUUCUUCUACGACAUUUUCUGGGUCUUCGGUACGGACGUCAUGGUCACGGUGGCCACGUCAUUCGACGCCCCUAUCAAGCUCAUUUUCCCGCGUGAGUUUGCGACUGAGACAGAGAAGCAGAAGAACUCGAUCCUCGGACUAGGCGACAUCGUGAUCCCUGGUAUCUUCGUGGCGUUGCUGCUGCGCUAUGACGCACACCGCGCCAACGUGACCAGCAGCUCGCAGCCUUUCGCCAAGCCAUUCUUCCACGUGAACCUGCUGUUCUACAUCCUUGGCCUUGUGGCUACAGUGUCCGUCAUGUUCAUCUUCAAUGCCGCGCAGCCAGCACUGCUGUACCUGGUGCCUGCCUGUCUGGGCUCGGCUCUAGUCACGGCACUUGUCCGUGGCGAGUUCAAGGAGCUGUUCGAGUACUCCGAGGAGGAUGAGGAGGAAGACAGUGAUAGCCAGGAUGACAAGAAGGACGGAGACAAGAAGAAGGACGACGACAAGAAGUCCAAGUAACUGCGUUAGAGUCGACCCAAUAUUGGUAGAGCUAUCGUAAUGUGAUCGUUUGCAUUUUUGCCAGCGACCCACACGUGCAUGUUACAGCAGUGUUCGCUGCGUGUUUGGUAGAAACAGGUCCACAUAUUGCGUCGCCUGGCAGGAACUGGUUGUUCCCUCUAGCACCUCGUAGACGAACACGUUGAACACGCCAUUCUUCUAAUUCCUGGUCCUCUUUUUGGGCUCCAG
Phytophthora nicotianae INRA-310 is the source of this 1450-nucleotide messenger RNA. RefSeq lists its product as hypothetical. The transcript has a single exon. The coding region runs from base 110 to 1222 and encodes 370 amino acids. The record is from RefSeq and is a predicted model, not a curated record. Lineage: Eukaryota; Oomycota; Peronosporomycetes; Peronosporales; Peronosporaceae. Gene Ontology annotation, molecular function: aspartic endopeptidase activity, intramembrane cleaving. Gene Ontology annotation, biological process: membrane protein proteolysis. Gene Ontology annotation, cellular component: cytoplasmic side of endoplasmic reticulum membrane; lumenal side of endoplasmic reticulum membrane; membrane.